AACGCAUAGUUAUCGUACUACGGAAAUACAGGAAGACUAUGCUUCCACUUCGACCUUUUUUGCAGAGAUUUCCACCCAGUCCUUCAACGAUCAUGAAACAACAAUUAUGACCGACGGAUAUAACAACGAAGGAAAUGAUGAUUGUACCUACAUCUUAUUACCAAUACUGAUCGGAUCGACAGCGGUCUUAUUUCUGGUUCUUCUUGCCGUGACGAUUUGCUGGAUCAUCCCUCAGAUUUGGAAGCACUUUUCAAGCAAACUUGGGAGUGAUUCACAGAUAAUCCACACAUACUUGGACAUGAGAGGUCGCAGUCCCCACGAUGAAGAAAACGUGUCGGUAACGUCACCUAUAGGCGGCGCCAUGUCACCAGCUCUGACAAGGACUCAUCCGCAUGAUACGGUAGGACAAUUAGGUGAAAACGCGUCGAAAACCGAUCGUGAUACAAUAAUCUACGAGACCAUUCCUUCAAGCAGUAAUGACAGCAAUGAAAGACACAUUUGGGACACUGACAUUGACGAUUUUGGCUAUGUUCUCCCGAAUCCCCCGACCAAUUUGAAAGAAAAUGUUACAUUAUUGCAUGAAGAAGACGAGCUCACUGGCAUCAGCUGUAGAACUUUGCAGGAUGAAGAAGGAUACCUUAUUCUGACAAUGUGAAUGUAUGCUUGUCUAUUAUUGACAACCAUUUAUUCUGGACCUGUAUAUAUCUUUGUAAAAAAUAUAUUUGUCUUGUCAUUUGUAUGUAUAAAUAUGUUGUUUUAUGGAGAGAAAAAGCCGAACCAAACCAAAACAAAACUGAAUAACCGCCUUUAGAACCAAUUAAUUGGAAUGGAAGUAAUAACAGUAAUUUCAAAUUAAAAUAAAACAGUUUUCAAAACAGAUUUCGGCCAGUUGGUCUUUUUAUACAUUCAUUUACCAUCUUAUCUAUUUCCUUUUAUUUAAAGGAACACGUUUCUUUUUAUUUUCACGUAAACAUUUUGUAGCAGCUUACAUGAUGAUAAUUGUUUAAACAUAUGUGUAGGACUAUGUUUACAUGCAUAUGUAUAUAUAUUAGGACCUUUUCUUUUUACUUUUCCAUCGUCUUUGAGUUUUCAUUUUAAAUGAUAAUUUGUGAAGAAUUAUCAUUGAAAGGCAUAUAUAUUGAAAAGGGGGAAGUGUGAAAUUGUGUCGCAGCCAAACACUCGUUACUAAGAUUACAGUUUAACAAAAAUGUACAGAACAAUGGUUUUUAUUACUUAUUCACAAAUAUAAUCAGGAGUGGUCCUGAUAUUAUCUUAGAAUGAUUGCGUCGAUUGAAGUUGGGAUAUUGUAUUAGAGGUAGCAUUGGACCAUAUCAUCUCGAUAUUGAAACACAAAUCUAAGAAGCAUGUUUUGAUUUGUGUUUGAUAUAAAUACAAUUAUCCCGAAAAGUUGUCAUCAUGUCGUGGGGAUUAACGCAAUCAUUGUAGAAUAGAUGUUGUAAGACGGUCGAAUGAAUAUAUUUCAGGUAAAUUCGAAUUUUAUAUUUCACUUUCUUGUUGCUGUUUGGCUAUUUGUUUGAGAAGUAGUAAAUGAUAAGUUAAAUUACUGAUUCAUGAUUUACUGACAUUUGUUAGUUAUUACUCAUUUGUUUUUAAAUUGUAUGAAGAAAAAAAAAUUAUCUAUGUAAAAAAGGACUUGAGGUAUGGAACGAUAUACAUGAACUUAUAUCACACAAGCCUUUACCACUGUUCUUUGGAUUAAAAUUGAAAAAAGUAAAAUAAUCUAAAUCAAACUUUAUUUCAGGAUUUGUCGAUACGUAAAACGAAUUUCUUUAUCAUUCGAACAAUAUCAGUUCACUACAAUUUAAAUGUAUUAGUAAUUGGUUAAGGUGAUGAAAGGUAGUAGGGAUGUUCAUAAAACAUCAAGUACCUUGGCAUUCUAAUGCCAAAUUGUGUUAUACGUGCCGUCAUGCAUGCAGUUCAGCUGCAUGAAACUUAUGCGGUACUCUUCAUUAUCCUCUUCUCUGUCUAUUUUCUCUCUCUCU
Messenger RNA from Strongylocentrotus purpuratus (purple sea urchin), 2003 nucleotides. RefSeq lists its product as uncharacterized. Bases 107 to 655 code for a protein of 182 amino acids. The transcript has 5 exons. Lineage: Eukaryota; Metazoa; Echinodermata; Echinoidea; Camarodonta; Strongylocentrotidae. The record is from RefSeq and is a predicted model, not a curated record.